GCGCAGCAGCAGCAGCAGGCAGAUUGGACAUCAUCUCUGGAGGUGGGAGAACGCAAGCGCGCUACCGCAGCACGCAGGAGCUGAAUGAUCACCAUGGCAACAACAGCAUCAGCAUCAGUACCAGCAGCGGCGGCAGCAGCAGCCGUGAGCCGCUCAUGCUCGUGUCAACACUGAAACCUGCUCCUGCUCUCAACACACACUCCCUCCCUCUCAACUUAAUGACAUAGGAUCAAAGCGGGUGCGCGGAUCACGCCUCCGGGUCGCGCAGCAGCGUCGUCGUCGCACAGGCAGGUGAUGGAAUAGAUGAUGUCGGAAGUACAGGGCACUGUGGAGUUCUCGCUGGAGCUGCACAAGUUUCACAAUGUGGAUCUCUUCCAGAGAGGACUUUAAUUGCUAUACAAUCAACGGUCUCAAAGUUCUGCAUGCAGCGACUUUUGUCACGCGUUUUCAAAAAUGUUCUGAAGCUUGGGUUUGGGAGUUUUCUCGUCGCAUCUGGACCAUUCUAACUACCAGCUUUUAUCAGGUGAGGGCAGGUCUGCGUGUGUCUCCUCGGAUUCCCCACAGAAUCACCGCCACAACACCUGGAUACACAGGCGAGAGCAGUUUCAGCAGCGCAGGGGUUCACGAUGGCGGCGUGUUCAGUCGGAUCUUUCAGAUCUUGUACAGGAACGAGGAGGUGACCCUGGAGGACCGCGUGAACUUCAGAGUGCACCUGCUGCUGGACGGAGAGAGGGUGGAGGAAGCUGUGAGUGAGGUGGAUGUUCAGCUCAAACUAGACCUGCACUUCACAGACAGUGAACAGCAGUUGGCGGACAUCUCGUCAGUGCCUCUGAUUAGCAGCAGGACGUUGGGUUUGCACUUCCAUCCACACCAAGGCCUGCACCAUCACCUGCCCGUCAUGUUUGACUAUUUCCACCUGUCCGUCAUCUCAGUCUCUAUCCACGCCUCCCUGGUGGCGCUGCACCAACCGCUGAUCAGUUUCGCACGUGGUGGAAAGGGGGCGUGGCUGGGUAAAGGCUCUCCGGAGAGUGAAGCUCCGCCCUCUGCGAUGUCAGUGGAGAAUCUGAUGUUUGGGGCGGGCUAUUGCAAACCUGUGCCAACAGAGGGCAGUUUUUACGUGCCGUCAGAGAACUGUCUGCAGAGAGCUUACACGUGGCACCGGCGCAUCUGUAAACUGUUGCUGGCGGCUCACAGAGCUCUGCGCUCCUAUUACACAGCGCUAAUGAAGGAGAUCCCUCAGCUGCAACACAUCGAAAUGGAGGACCUCCCCCUGGAAGAAACAUUAAACCAGCUCACCAUUGAACUGCAGUUGCAGGGUGGUCACGAGAAGGUAGCAGAACAGAUCAGUAAAGAUCUGACGCAGCUCUGUGCUCAGCUGUCUGCUCUUUGGACACAGUUUUUGGAAGCCACGGUUCCUAAUCCACAUAUCCGCUCAUACCUGGCCCAGGAGCACCACACACUCAGGGUCAGGAGAUUUUCUGAAGCAUAUUUCUUCACAGAACAUCCCAAAGAGUCCUCACUCACAUUUCAGGAGGAGCUUAUCAACAGACACGCACAGGUGGCCACAGAGAUGCGCAGCUCUGAUUACCUGCUCCGAAUGCCUCCGCUUCCUGUGGAGUGCCUGGACAUCGACGGAGACUGGAGCAGCCUGCCAAUCAUCUUUGAGGACAGAUAUGUGGACACGCCCUGUUUAGACUACAACCUUCAUGAGCAUAAUCAGACUGUCUUAGACUCUCAGCCAUGUCCUGAGCCAGCAAGGACAGAAGACCAAACCAUCGGUCCAGUUGAGAAAACACAGGACACCAUUUCACCAGCAAAAACCCCUGAGGAACCUCCCUGUGAAGAUUACAUGGAUUUGCCUACAUACAUGGCCCUGAUUGGCCGUCAGGAGGACUCCAUCACUGACCACAAAGAGCCCACAGCUCAAGCAGAGACUCUGAUUGGACACAUGGGUGAGACGGACACAAAUAGUGAAUGUAUCGCAACCUCAGAUUCAAGAACAGAUACUGUUGAAAAGGCCACAUGCCAAUAUGCAACUGAGGAAGGAUUCAAUGUUGACUGUAGGUCUGUAGACAGCGAUGAAGCAAUAGGUACAAGUAACCUGAAGAAAACAAGUUGCCAAAAAGAAGCAGUGGACUUUGUUGAAUCUGUUCGUUCAGGUCUAAAACAAACAAAUAUUACUAAUUUUAGUAGCGGACGUUCAAUGCUGCUUGUUCCGACGGAUGCUGCAGAACUUCCCGACCUCACCAGCCUUGACAGCUUUGAGUUCCUGCCCACUCAUAACCAUGACAACCAUCUUGAAACACCAGGCAAUGCUGGGAGUCUUGGCAGCGACGAGCCACAGUCGGUAUUAGAUAACAGAUACAUUGAAGCACCUGCAAAGGAUUAUGGGAGCAAAGACACAAUACCAGCUAAUCUACUAAACACCGACUCAAUCGGAACUGACACUUUAGCCACGUCUCCUUCUCGUAACGUUCUACAACAGAACCGUCGCUCGUCUGAAACUCCGCCCAAGGGAGUGUUCUUGGGCGGGGCUAAGCUAAUGAACCGCUCGUCCUCCGUGAUCUCGGACUCUGGUAUUGAGAGUGAGCCAAGCUCUGUGGCCUGGACCCUGGAGGGUCGAGGAGUUGUCGCAGGGGGUCGUGACGUCUUGCAAAACUUGGCGCGGCGUCGGCCAGGGCAUCAGAGCUCUUUGGAGGGCCUACAGACGGAAAGUCACGGCAGCCUUCCCAGCGCCACACAGGCCUCUUUGACUUCCAUAAGCUCCCUGCCAUAUGAAGAGGACGACGAGAGACAGCUUAAUACUUUGACCAAGUCUGCCUCGGCACCGCAGAUCAGCAGCCCUGAGGACACCGAGGAGGAUCGUGAAACACCCAAUCAGGAAAAGAGGAAUGUUUGUGUGACCAAUCAGCUGAGUAUAAGUGAUGAAGCAGCCAAUGAGGUGAAGCGGAACGUUCAAGGUGUUACUACGGAAGACGGAGACAAAACAACCAAUCAGGGCAAUGUUUGUGUGGCUAAUCAGCUGAGGCAGAACGAGGAAGCAGCCAAAGAGGUGAAACAGAGUCUUCAAGAGGUUACUAGAGAGAUCAGAGAGGAAACAACCAAUCAGGAGAAGAGGAAUGUUUGCGCAGCCAAUCAGUUGAGGCAGAGUGAGGAAGAAGCCAAUGAGGUGAAGCAGAUUCUUCAAGGCAUUACUAGGGGAAAAAGAAACGAGACUACCAAUCAGGAGGACGACAAGGAUGAGUUGUCCAAUCAGGAAACAGUACAUUUUAAUUUUGCUAAUCCAAAUAUGUCACCAUACCAGUUUGUGACGCAUAAUGGUGUGGAAAAAGCCACGGUAGAGGAAAUGGCUGAAAACUCUACAAAUGUAUUUCUUGAAGAGUAUCCAGGUCUUAUGAAUCACAACACAAAGGUUUGUAGUUGUGAAAAGGAGUAUUGCGAACACAAGGGGGUGCUAGAAGCAAACACGUAUCAAAAAGACCUAGGAGACAUCAGCGUCUGUCACAUUCAUUUGAAUGAACUGGAGGAAGUGACUAUGGAGAACCUCCCAGAUUCCCCAGCCAGUGACAAAAGUCACGAAAUAGUGGAAAAUGAGAAAGAACGGUCCGUUGAUCUCAUCAAGCUACCAGCCAAUGAGAAAGAGCAGCAGGCAUUAGACGGGCAGAGCAGAGCCAGUAAAGUGCCAAGUACAGGUCUGGCGUUUGUGAAUAAAAAGGUGGUGGAGGUGGUCAACCUGUCGGUGUCUUGUGCUCCUACGUGUCUGCCUUUCUCCUCUGUAUUACGUGAUUCGCCAUCGGUUAGCGGAAUCUCUACGCGCCAGGCCACUUCCCCCAUUACCCAUCAACCCCUGGGUUCCUUUGGAAUAAUCUCUUCAAACUCUUUCUUCGGCGCUGAUCAGGAAAUCAACGAGAGAAUGGUUAACUUCUAUAAGGCAAAGGAAGCCCUGUUGAGAGAGCUGGUGUUCAGAGGCACUCUCUACAGUGACCUGCCUUACCUCGCCUCCGAUCACCCAUACUUCCCUCCUGAGGAAGACGACACUGAGUUUGAGGAUGGGAUACACCUCGUGGUGUGUGUCCAUGGACUAGAUGGUAACAGUGCAGAUCUGCGGUUGGUUAAGACAUUUAUAGAGCUGGGGCUUCCUGGAUCUAGACUGGACUUCCUCAUGUCAGAACGCAACCAGACGGACACGUUUGCAGAUUUUGACACCAUGACUGACAGGCUUCUGGAUGAGAUCAUUCAGCACAUCCAGCUGUAUAACCUCACCAUCCACCGGAUCAGUUUUAUAGGACACUCUUUGGGGAAUGUGAUCAUCCGCUCUGUGCUGACCCGGCCCAGAUUUCGCUGUUACCUCUGUAAACUCCACACCUUCCUGUCCCUGUCUGGACCCCACCUGGGAACACUGUAUAAUAACAGCACGCUUGUCAGCACAGGUCUGUGGCUAAUGCAAAAACUGAAGAAGUCCGGUUCCCUGCUGCAGCUUACGUUCAGAGACCACACCGACCCGAGACAGACAUUUCUCUACACGCUCAGCAAGAAACCAGGUCUUCAGUUCUUCAGGAACGUGGUGUUGGUGGCCUCUCCGCAGGACAGAUACGUGCCCUUCCACUCGGCCCGCAUUGAGAUGUGUCGGACGGCCCUUAAAGACAGAACCACAGGUCCAGUAUAUACGGAGAUGAUCAAUAACUUGCUCCAGCCGUUGCUGAGCGCUCCAAACUGUCGUUUGAUCAGACAGAACGUGUUCCACGCGUUACCCAACACGGCAAACACGCUGAUCGGACGUGCGGCUCACAUCGCGGUGCUCGACUCUGAACUCUUCCUGGAGAAGUUUCUUCUGGUGGCCGGGCUCAACUACUUCAAAUAGACAUCAUGCCUUGAGCUGGGUGGGAGAGCCAAUCAGAUUACACGUACCGCCAGCCGGUCGCAUUUCAUUUCAGAGUCACGAUAAGCUCUGGAAUUUUUUUUUUCCCCAAUGAUGGCAUGAAAAAAAAAAAAAAAAAAAAAUGGAAGAUUCGAGCGAUGAAUCUGAACACGUGUAAAAUCUGUACAGAAAGAACACUGUAUACUAAGCAAAUAGAGGAAACUAACAGCUGGAGGCCUACACAAGCCUUAAUGAAGCUUUAUGGCGUAGUAACAUAACGUUGAAUAAUCCUAGCUGGAAAAUUAAUCUUCUGAAUGUAAAUUCGGUGUGUAGCUGGUGUUGUAAAAACAGCCUUGGUUCUUCAUUCCCUCCAGUCACCGAACGUAUAUCUGCUGCGCCGUUCGUAACUUGAAGAGGUCGAUACCACUGGACUUUAUACUUGAAGAGUAAAUUGGGUCACUGGCGUUCGAGUUGGGCGUUGCGAGAACGCCUCAGCGUUUUCACGUUUCUUUUCACAGUUUGUGCGUUUCGACCGUGUUCUGUUGUGAAGUGAGAGUCUCACUGUGAAAUAAGCCAAAUCCAUUGUGUUUUCUGUACUGUGAUGGAAUGCAUUCUGUCCGUUUCCCCCCGUGGACGUGUUCAUUAGGUGCGCAGAGAACAUGAUCUGAAUGUGUUUACCAUUCCAGCCUUAACUAGCACAAAGCGAGUGAUCUCCGAUUCUAGCGGGGUUUUUUUUUUUUUUUUCAAUGGUUAGUUCACAAAUGUGAACAAUCUGUAGUCAUUUACUCACCCUUCGUGUCAUUCCAAACCCGUGUUCUUCUUUCUUCCAUGAAACACAAAGUAGCGUAGAGUCCAAAAAUGACAACACAGUCCUACAGAAACAUAAGCCGAGGUUAAACCGAUGCUUUCACGCGAGACAUUUUCAAAAUGAAUUUGCUGCUGUUCAACAGUUUAUAUGACUGUCAUUCAGGAUAAGGACUACAUAUUCAGGAUUGGAUGGGCUAUAAUAAAUGGGACACCAUUGCUAGAAAGCGUAUUUCCUUUUGUAAAAUACUCAUUCACACACGUUCAUACUCUACUUACCAUGUUCGCAGGGCAGCACGCCACGAUACUUGAAUGGCAACUGGUCUUCUUUCUCGCAUACUGAAAUGCGGUAGUUAAUUUUAUUCCUCUUUUACACUAAACCGAAUAUUUAUAGCCACCUCUACACCGCAAAAGAUUAUUGAUUUUGUGCACAAAAAACAAAAAAUGUUUGUAAGAGAAGUCUUUGCGAAAGUUUUGAAACGGGUCGCAUGCAGAACGAAGUCAAAAACUAUGUAUGUUUUUGAAAAAACACUUUUACGUUCACCAGGGCUGCAUUUAUACGGUCAAAAAAUACAAUAGAAUAAUGAUAUAUACCAAUUUAAAAAAAAUAAUCCGUUUCUAUUUUAUCAUAUUGUAAAAAGCAGUUUAUUCGUGCGAUGCAAAGCUGGAUUUUCAGCAUCAGGAAGAUUGAAGUAAUAAAUUAAUCUUUUUAAACAGUAGCAUGUAUAAAACUUUAUCACCUUGCUUUUAAGCACUGAAUUUCUAUUAUUUUUACAUUUGCCUUUUUAACAUUUUAUCAUGUAUUGUUUCAGUUAGGACGUAAGCCCCCAAAAAUAAAAAUAAAAAAAAAUCGAGGGAAAUAUCCCAUGGCGGUUACAGCCCUGUUGUGUUUGAUUUAUGUCAUUUGUUAUCAGUUCCUUGUCGUAUUGUGUAUUGUUUGGUUGCCCUAAGAAGCAAACCGUUUAAAUUCACGUGGUUGUGUUAGCUUUUGGUUCUUUCUAGUCCGCUUUAACGCUGUACUCCUCUUGAGCAGCUUAUCUUAUUUAUUGUAUCGUUUCACACUGGAGCGACCUCGGUUUGACCUCUCCGUGGCCCUAUACAUCCCCAUAAAGUCUGCUCCUCAAGGGUAACACUUUCAAACAUCUCACUGCAGCCACACCUCAAGUUUUCACCUCGCUCAGCAUCUUUAGCUCUCGUUUCGGCGAGUUCUGGGUCUGAUUCAGCAGCGCGUGAUUGUGUUUAGAUCAGCGCCGCCGUGUCAGCAGAGUUAGAAGAUGCCCUUUCUGUCCCCGCCGAGCUUUUAUGUACGUCCUGACUGACACUUGAUUAGUCGGUAAACACGCCGUCACCGUGAUCGACGCUAAUUUAACUCCGCCUCUCAGCACACAUCUCCGUCUCACGUGACUCUGCCGCUCCCGAUACCUCUGAAGGAGCCAUCGGGCGUAACGCUCCAUUACCCAUCAUGCUCUGCCGCUCUGAGCUUGUUUGUUUGUUUGCUAGCUAAUUUGGGCUGAUGGCAGAGUUUGCUCACACAAGUCAAGCAUAUUAAUUACGGAAACGGAGCUGAUCUGCGGUGCAAAUACUGACCAAGGGCAAAAGCAAGCGAAAAAUACGGUUACUCGGAUGCUGGGAAAAAAAAAAAAAAAGUGCAUUUGUCUCACAGCGGUAUUUACAGAAUCUAUACAUUCUUUCCAUCCCCUUAAAGCACUUAAACGCUUCAUUGACCUCAUAAUCCGAUUACUUUUCUGGCUGUAUCGCGUUCAGUCAAGAAUUAUUGCUGAGAAAGUACAGAAAAAUGUUGACGAAUUUCUAAACGGAACAGAAGUUGGGAUGAAAUCCUGCCUUUUUCUCUUUGAGCAUCCUGUUGGACGUAAAAUGGGUUACGAAGGAGGAUUUUUAAACAUCUUUCCAUUUGCAGUGUCUUUAAUUUAAUACUCGUGGUAACAGACAACACAAAUAACUUUCACUCAAAUCAAAUAUUUAGGAGCGUGUGUGUGUGUGUGUGUGUGUGUGUGUUUGUACAAAGAGGCAGUCUGUCUCUGUAAUGUUGGAUAAGAGGUUUUCCAGCAUACUUUUGUGUUUUCAUCCAGAUCUGUGUAUUAAGCCAUGAAUGUGUAAACAGAUGAAAAUGUAUUCACUGUGAGACUGUAACGUUUUCAAGUUUUUAUUUUCCCCCAAUGUGUAUUCUUCACAUCUGUGCCAAUGAUAUUCUCAUGUUUUUUUUUUUUUUCUAUGUUUGCUUUAAUUACUGUACGUGUCCCUUGUAGUAGCUUAUGCCCAAAUAUAUAAAUAAGUAUAUAUUCCGUGUACAUUAAGAAAUAUUACAUUAUAUUAUGAUCAAAUGAAGUAUUACAAUAAAUAGUAUUCCUCUUUU
Molecule: messenger RNA, 8036 nt
Organism: Puntigrus tetrazona (Sumatra barb)
Lineage: Eukaryota; Metazoa; Chordata; Actinopteri; Cypriniformes; Cyprinidae
Gene: fam135b
Product: family with sequence similarity 135 member B
Exons: 21
Coding region: 362-4861 (1499 amino acids)
Source: RefSeq, a predicted model, not a curated record